UGCUGGAAAUAUGAGCCGAAUGAGCGUCCAGAUACUCAAGGAGUUGCUUUAAUUCUUAAAGCGAUGAUCUCGUCCGAACCGGAUGAUGAUAUUGAAGAAGAGAAGGAAUGCUGUUCGUCAGAAAAAAGUCAAUCAAGUUCGAAAUCAAUCAGAGGGAUAACUAUUGAUAGUAAUUAUGAUUUAAAGUUGGAUAAUGUUAUUUCAUUCUUAAAUAGUGAUUAUGAAGAGGAAAUUGAAGACAUUCCAUCAAGUGCGACGACAGAAUCAUCAAUGGAUAUUAAUCUCAAAUUAGAAGAGGAUGGAUUUAUUACACCAGAUGAAAAAGUAGAAAAACUUAUAAAGGCAUUAACUGAAACAAAAUAUUUAUAUGCUCUAAAAUCCCUUUUUGAAAAUUUACAGAUCUCAUUUUUUUCUCAAACCUUAAUAAAUUCACUUAAAGCAUUAUCUGAUCCUAUUUCAUUUAAUAAUUAUUCAAAAGAAUGCGCACCAAGAUUAGA
Molecule: messenger RNA, 497 nt
Organism: Rhizophagus irregularis DAOM 181602=DAOM 197198
Lineage: Eukaryota; Fungi; Glomeromycota; Glomeromycetes; Glomerales; Glomeraceae
Source: RefSeq, a predicted model, not a curated record